Molecule: messenger RNA, 27997 nt
Organism: Hemibagrus wyckioides
Lineage: Eukaryota; Metazoa; Chordata; Actinopteri; Siluriformes; Bagridae
Gene: macf1a
Product: microtubule actin crosslinking factor 1a
Exons: 98
Coding region: 1725-26372 (8215 amino acids)
Biological process (GO): wound healing; intermediate filament bundle assembly; regulation of microtubule-based process
Cellular component (GO): cytoplasm; microtubule; cell junction
Molecular function (GO): keratin filament binding; structural molecule activity; calcium ion binding
Source: RefSeq, a predicted model, not a curated record
GGAGAUUAGACUUCUGUUUGCCGGCAAGAGAGAGAGCGAGCAGCUGAGUUGCCCAGCGACAGAGCGAGGAGAGAGGCAGAAUACUGCUACGGGAGCCCCUGGUUUUUCUUCAUCGCAGGCCUUUGGAGGAUCACCAAUGAGACACAUUUAUAGGAUCACAGGAUUGCCCACCCCAGAAGGCUCACACUCUGCCUCUCUUAUUCGUACAGACACCUAUAUUGUCUGAUUCAGUCGAGGCUCCAGAUCAGUCAUAUGCAUCGUGCAUGCAACGGCUCGAGCGAUGGAGCUCUUACUGCUUUCUCUUUGAUCUGAGCAUCUGCAGUUGUCUACAGUCAUCACACAUAUCCAGGAACUGGAUAGAUUCCCUCGUGUUCCCCUGUACAUCACUUCAUCCAGAGCGGGUUGAGGCAGUGAGUACAGCUGCUCUAAUUAGAUUCCUCAGCCAGUGAGGCCAACGGCACAAGGGAGUGGCAAUCUGCCUGCGGAGGAGAACAUCUUCAAUGGAGAGACAAAGAGGAAAUGGGUGGCCCAAACUAAAGUCGACAGAUAGCAUAAAGUGUUUUACGGGAUUAGUCAUGGCCACAGUUAUCAACGUUGGGGGAUAGUGAGUUGUGUGUAAACCUUUGGCGUUUUUAUGUUUGCAGUGCAUGCAUGGUUGUGUAGUCUCUUGACUCAUAAUGCUCUCUGCACUCUUUAUUGACAUAAAUGUCUUCUCUCUGUGCAUGUGACAUCAGUUACCGUGGCAGUGGAGGCAAGACACACUGUUCUCCCUCCUCCCCUCACUGCUCUUUAAUGUCUGGAGAAUGAUCCAAUGUUGCACGCCUUUGGAGCCUCACACAUACACACAAGGGACUCUGGGAAUUGAAAUGCUGUGCGGUCAUUGGUUCUGAUCGACAGAAGAUCCAAAUAUAAUAGCUUAGCUAACUCAUCCUUCCUGCUGACCACCAACUGAUCUGUGUAAUGCUACCUAAACAAAUUUAAAUUGGAAUUCUGUUGCAACUAGUAUCACAACUACUGUUGUUACAACAGUCCACAAGUAGGACCAUCAAUAAUAGAUGCUAGUGGAAUCUGGAACAGAAGAACACUUUUAUUGCUCCCUGGACAUUACAAAAUUCAUACCGUUUUGUGUUUUUUUGAAAGACAAUAAUGGGACCCUUUUGCCAAGCUGGCAGUCAUGUAGCCUGUCUUAGUGAGCGUGUGUGUACAGCUUCUUGACCGAUAGCUUGUGUUUAUGUCUGCGGCUCAUGCUUUAGCGUUACUGAGGAGUAUCAGUCGGAGGAUAUUACAUAUGUAAGCCAAAAUUGUUGUGCAGGAAUCUUCAGCACAAACCUUAUCAAAUGGUCUAGAAGGUCCUGAUCUAGAAAGAGCUUGACUUGCUACAAAUGCAUUGCAUGUUACUUAUAUGGACAAUGGAAUUAAAGCUAAAAACUAUUGGCAUACCAGGUGGAACAGAUUAUUUCAUAAAGAGAGGGGUUGACAUUUAGUGUUGGUAUCCUUGAGACUUGCAAAGGCAUCAAACAAAUGUUGGUGUAUGACUAAAGGGUUGACCGCAGCAAUGCUUGUCUGCUGAGCAUGAACAGGUAGAACAGCUGUAGGUAUGCAGAACUGACCUCCAGAGGUUCAACAUAAAGAAUUGUACAUGAUCUUACCUUUAAAAAGGUAUUAAAUGACAUCAAUCUAACAGAGUUUGGCUACUGUUGUAUCUCACCUUUUUUCUGCUGGAAAUGGGGAAUUCUCUUGGUUGUGUAAAGCAGCCUAGAGAAACAGGACCAGGUGGUGCUCCUCCUCUGUCACCCAAGAGGAAACUCCGCUUCAGGAGAAAGCGCAAAGUGAAAAACACGCAGAAAGGUUUUGAAGCAGAAUCAGAAAAGAAGGAUGAAGUUGGAAAGAUUAGCCUUACAGGGGAGGCCAUUGUAAGUCCCACAGAUGAGGGUUCAAACAAACUAAGAUCAAACACAACAGUGACUGAAACUCCUACCCAGGUUGUCCUAGUUCCUGGUGUAGCACCUAUAUUAGGCAGCACAGGGACAUUGCGAGGGAGCAGGGUGGCUAUUCUAUCUCCUGCUCCUAGUCCGGCAUGGAUGGGGGCGUUCCAUCAAGGGUCAGAUGAAAAGGUGACCGAGCAAUCCCAAGCUAAGGCAAACCUGGGCAGCAUGACACCCGGAGGAGGUAGAGUCUGCCGGGUUCAAGGCAGGGUUCAAGGAAUUCUUGAGAGACCCUGCAUUUUAAGUGCUAAAAGUGGGGAACUGGAGACAGAGAGCAAAGAUAAAGGUAGACCAUGUAAGCUGUUGGCUGAUGAUGCAUCAGAAAUGGACAAGAAGGGAAUAGUUCACAUUCGGGAGGUUGAUGGAAGGCUUUGUGUUGUCCGAACUGUCUACCCAAGAGAUUAUGGAUCACCUUUGUGGCAUAAACAAGAAGUAGAAGUGCACUCAGGGCCACCUGUUGCAUCCCCUGUUAUUAGUGGCACUCAGAAAGUACAGCUGAUGGAAGAAGAGAGGCGAUCAUCAAUGGAUACCAUCAACAGCAAUCCAACAAUUGCUGUUGAUCAACCAGAGAAAAAAUUCUUGUUGGACAGCCAUACUUGGGGUGUAGAAGGCACUAGUCCCUUGCAGGAUCCCCAGUCUUCAGGUUAUGCCAGUGACGUGCCUAUUACUUCUCCAGACAUAGCGGGUACUGCUCAGACAGACUGGGGAAGCUCUUCUGAAGUACUGAACACUUCAAUAUUGGAGAGUCCCAUCUCCCCACCAGAGAAACCAUCACAAACCCCUUCCCAGAUCUCAGAGAUCUAUGUGAGCGGUGAGUCAGGAGACUUGACAGCCAAGGAGAAGCUUUUGCUAUGGUCUCAAAAGGCCAUCGAGGGCUACCCUGGCAUCCGCUGCGUCAACUUCUCCUCCAGCUGGAGCGAUGGACGCAUGUUCAAUGCCCUCCUGCACAGAUACAGGCCAGACCUGAUUGACAUGGAGCUGGUGGCACGCCAGAGUAACCGUGACAACCUGGAGCAGGCUUUUGAAAUCGCAGAGUCGCUAGGGGUGACACGACUUCUGGAUGCUGAAGAUGUGGACGUACCAUCACCCGACGAGAAGUCAGUCAUCACCUAUGUGUCCUCAAUCUAUGAUGCUUUCCCCAAGAUCCCAGAGGGAGGAGAAGGCAUCACGCCACAUGAGGUUGAUCAGCGAUGGGCAGAGUACCAGUCUCAUUUCUCAUCGUUGCUGCAGUGGACGAGGCAGCACACGGCCCUCAUGGCCAGCAAGAACUUCCCCCAGAACCCUGUGGAGCUCAAGGCACUUUAUAAUGAAUAUGUCCACUUCAAAGAAACAGAGAUUCCUGCUAAGGAGACCGAGAAGGGGCACAUUGAACACCUUUACAAGCUGCUGGAGGUAUGGAUCGAGUUCGGGCGCCUUAAACUUCCACAGGGAUUACACCCUAAUGACCUGGAGGAGCAGUGGGGGAAACUGAUCCUGGAGAUGCUGGAGAGAGAGAAGGCACUGAGGCCUGCUGUGGAAAGACUGGAGUUACUCCUCCAGAUGGCUAAUAAGAUUCAGAACAUGGCAGUGGACUGUGAGGAGAAACUCACCCUGGCCAAGAACACGCUGCAGUCGGACAUGUCUCUGCUGGAGAGAGGAGAACAGGCACACUGUGAGCAGGAGCUGGGUGCAUACCUGCAGGACUGCGAGGCUCUGGUCCGCCAAAUGCAACUGGACCUGCAAAUCCUCCGAGAUGAGAAGUACUACCAAGUGGAGCAGCUGGCCUUCAGAGUAACACGUCUGCAGGAGGAGCUGGUCUCCCUGCGACUGCAGUGCUCCAGCGUUUACAGAAAAGGCCACUUCCUGUCAGGAGGAAUUUUGGGAGAGCAAACCCAAAGGCUCUCCUCAGGGAGCUUGGCCACGCUUGGAGCGCAGACAUUGCUCGGGGCAGCAGGUGUCAUGGCGAACCUGCUCAGACGGCCCAUGUCUCGCUCCGAACUGGUGGCCAUGUCCUCAUCGGAGGAUGAAGGAAGCCUGCGCUUCAUUUACGAGCUACUGGGAUGGGUGGAGGCAACGCAGGAGUUGCUGGAGCGCGCUGAAUGGGGCUCGGACCUGCCGUCUGUAGAUCAGCACUUGCAGGAUCACCACACCAUCCACACUGCCGUGGAAGACCAGCUGCACAGCCUGAAGGAGGCUCGUAGUUAUGAGCCAAGUGUCUCUUCCAAUUUUCGAAGCAAUUAUUCCGAAACUCUGGCCAAGCUGGAGAACCAGUACUGCAAGCUGCUCGAGAAUUCGUCAUGGCGACUACGUUGCCUGGAGAGCUUGAGAGCGUUUGUGUCAAACUGCACUGAAGAGCUCAUCUGGCUCAACGAGAAGGAAGAGGAGGAGCUGGCCUUCGAUUGGAGCGAGAACAACAACAACAUGGCUGCAAAGAGAGAACAGUAUGCUGAAUUGAGGUCAGAGCUGGAGGAAAAACAGGAAGUGAUGCACUCCCUACAGGAAACAGCCGAUCAGCUGUGUCGGGAAAACCACCCAGCCAAGCAGACUGUAGAGGCGUACAGAGCUGCCUUACAGACACAGUGGCAGUGGGUUGGACAGCUGGGUGUAUGUGUGGAGCAACAUCUCAAGGACAACACUGCCUAUUUUCAGUUCAUGAGUGAUGCACGAGAAUGUGAGACAUACCUGCGACAGCUUCAGGACACCAUCAAGCGGCAGUACACCUGUGACCAAAACAGCCGACUAGGCAAACUGGAGGACCUGCUGCAGGACUCCAUGGAGGAGAAGGAGCAGCUGAUCAAGUAUCGUAGUUCAGUGGCCAGUCUGGUAGGACGGGCCAAGACGGUGGUCCAGCUCCGCCCACGUAGCGCUGAAUACGUUCUGGAUUCUGCCACGCCCAUCCGCUGCAUCUGUGACUACAAACAAAUAGAGGCCAACUCUCAGAUCACGGUUAGUAAAGGAGAAGAGUGCGUGUUAGAGGACAACUCGCAGAGGACGAAGUGGAAGAUCAUCAGCCCGACAGGAAAUGAGGCCAUGGUGCCAUCAGUGUGCUUCACAGUUCCGCCUCCCAACCAGGAGGCUAUUGACACUGCCAGCAGAACGGAGCAGCUGUACCAGAACGUGAUGUCUUUAUGGCACCAGCUGCACAUGAACAUGAAGAGCGUGGUGUCCUGGCAUUAUCUGCAGAAGGACAUCAGCAACAUCUCUUCCUGGACUUUAGACACGAUGCGCUUCCAGUCUCCAUCUGACAGACAGCAGGCUCUGGAUCACCUGGACGCCCACCUAGCUGAUUUCCUAGCAGACAGCCGUGAGAGUGCCUUGUUUACGGCAGCCGAGAGGCGCGAUCUCGAGCAGGGAGCACAGAACUGCCACGAGCACUGCCAAGCACUGCUGAUCUCCAUGGAGACGGUGGAGAAGGAUGAGUCUGUAUCACGCUCCUACCUCUCAGAGCUGCAGAGCAUCAAGUCCCAUUUGCAGGAGGCGGAACAGAAGCUGAUGAUGGGCAUGCAGACUCUGCCCCCUAGUGGUGUGUCAGGAGAUGGUGCAGGGACUGCUGUUCAAAUUGCAGAGCAAGAGAAGCUGCAUCAACAUCUGAAAAAUCUGCAGUCGGAUCUGGGUGACGUGUCUAGACGCUGCGUGAGCUUCUUCGAGGAGAAGCCUUCCUCUUCCAGUGUGCCUAUGCUUCGAUCCGAGCUCAAUCUGGCUGUGGAGAAAAGUGAGCGGCUCAACUCGCUGUCCUCCGUCUAUCUGCACAAGUUGAAAACGGUAGAUGUGCUGAUGAGAAGCUUACAGGCUGCUGAGAGUCAGGUGAAGAAGUAUGAAGGACGGUUGAGUGAGGAGGAUAUAGUUCCUGCCGAUACCACUGCCAUCCAGGCCUUGAGAGAGCAGAUAAAGAAGUGGCAUUCAGAGGUGAAGGAGCAGGACCACAUCUUCCAGUCUCUGAGCUCAGAGGUGCAGCGGGCACGGGAAGCAGGCACUCAGCUCAGUCAGCUACAUGCUGAGCGCAGUCCUGAGCUGGAACGCUAUCAGGAGAAAGCCCAGCAGCUCACAGAGCGAUGGAAUGGAAUACGCAGGCAAAUGGAGACACGGCAAGCUGAUCUGGAGAUGGUAGGCUCAGUGCUGCAGCAGUACAGAGACAGUCACUCAGGUCUUAUCCGCUGGAUCGAAGAGACCACCGCGAAACAGGAGAACACUCAGCCCGAGCAGACUGACAGCAAAUCCCUGUCUGAACAGCUCGCCCAGCAGACGGCUUUGGUGGCUGAGAUUGAACAGAACCAAGCGAAACUGGACGAGUGCCAGACGUACUCUAAACACUACUGCACUGCUGUUAAGGACUAUGAACUGCAGCUGAUGACUUUUAGAGCUUUUGUGGAAUCAACUCAGAAGUCUCCAGUGAAAAGGAGGAGGAUGCAUUCUUCAUCAGAUGCCAUAACACAAGAGUUCAUGGAUCUUCGCACUCGCUACACAGCUCUGGUGACACUGACAACACAACAUGUCAAGUACAUCAGUGAUGCACUGCGGAGACUCGAGGAGGAAGAGAAACAAGUGGAGGAGGAGAGACAAGCCUGUGUGGGUCAGGUCUCGGACCUGCUAGGUUGGGUUAAGGGCCAUCAGGAGAGAGCCGCUGGACCAGCUGAGACGUCACUUGCUGCACAGCAGGCGAUCGGUGAGCAGUUAGCUUCAAAAAGCGAAGAAGUUGCUGAAGCAAUCAGAAGCACACAAGUCUUCCUUCGUUCAAAACAAGCCAGCAAACUGUCCCCUGAAGAGCGUGCCCAAGUUGCCUCACAGCUGGAUGAAUUGAAAUCUACCUACAACCAGCUGUGUGACCGCUCUGCCGCUCAGCUUCAACAGCUCGAAGAACAACUGGCCAAAGAGGAGAAACGAAAGGGAUAUGGGACCAUCGCUGGAGUAAUUGAUCUUGGUACUGUGGAAACCUUCCCAGUUUUCCAGUCAGCACAGCGAGGCCUUAUAGACCAGGACACAUGCUAUGUGCUGCUGGAGGCACAGCUUGUUAGAGGUGGUCUAUUACAUCCUGAUUCCCCUCAGGGUCUUUCAUUAGAAAAGAGUUUCACCUCUGGUCUGAUUGAUAGCCGUAUCUACCAGUCACUGUCAGAAAUAGAAGCUGCCCUCCAUCUUGUCCAAGAGUCACAAUUCGCGAAGAGCCACACAAUACCAGCUGCUGCUGCUAUGGAGGUGGGCUACAUAAAAGAACAAGUUGGGCUUCGUAUCCUAGAGCUGCAGGUGAGCACAGGAGGCUUUUGGGAUGACUCCAAUAAUGAAAUUCUUACUCUUGAAAAUGCUAAAGAGAGAAGUCUCAUCUCGGCUGCUGUUUACGAUAAGCUGUGCUCCCGUCUUGAAAGGCAAGAGCUUAUUGAUCCUAAUACAGCUGAAAAACUCAGUCUGUCCGAGUUUUAUCAGAAAUGCAUUUUGAAUCAGGAGACUGAUCUGCGUCUACUGCCAGUUAAUCAGCAGUCACGAGGAACAAUCUGCUUACGAUCUGGUAUAAAGGUUGGCAUUUUCCGGGCAGCUCGAGAGGGACUGAUUGACAGAGAAGUUACUAUUAGGCUUCUAGAGGCUCAGCUGUUUGCAGGUGGCAUUCCCGAUCCCCGCACUGGUCACCGACUGACAAUAGAUGAAGCUGUGAGGCAUGGACUUAUGGACCAGGACCUUGCAUGUGCCUUAUUGACUCACCAGUUAAAAUCAGGUGGAAUCAUAGACCCAGUUACUGGAGAGCGCCUAGAAUUAGAUGAAGCUCUCCAAAGAAACCUUCUCUCUCCUCGCAUGGCUUUAAGGGUGCUAGAAUCUCUUUGGGCUUUUAUGGGCUUGUUAUGGCCAGAGUCAGGGGAGCUGCUUCCUAUAACUGAAGCUCUACAGCAAGGUGUCAUUUCAGGUGACCUAGCUCGGAAAGUCCUAAACAAGCGCCAUUUUAUUAGCACAAUCUACUCUCCAGAGAGUGGUGAGUUGAUUCCUCUGGGCCAUGCUGAGAAAGUUUUGGGACCAGAAGCCACAAACCUUCUUCAACAGACACACAUUCCAGACUUUCUGCCUACAAUGACUCAAACAAGGUCUCUGCAGUACCGGGGUUCUUUCUCUUCAGCCACUGCCUCACUGCCACGCUUUCAUUCUGAUACUUCCUUUUUGGAAUUGUCCAGGUCCCAGGAGCAAGACCUCCACUAUCUCCUCUCUUACCUUAUGACACACAGCUACAUAAACGCUCACUCAGGAGAGCGUCUGGUCCUUUUGGAACCUGAACUGAUGAAGCUCAUUAAUGUAACUGGAGCAACAAAAGAUCAAAACAGACAUAAACCACAGUUGAAAGAGCCCUCUGACAGAGAGGCAGCAGGGGAACCUCUGUUUAUGAGGUCAUUAAGUGAAACAAAACAAGAAAACAUUCAAAUUCUUAUGGAUGGGGAUAACACUGCUCUUAUGAAUGCUGUACAAAGAGGUGCUGGCAUUUCUUUAAAGGAAACCAGCACUGAUGGAACAUUAGUAAAGCUCUUAGAUACCGACUCCAAAGUAUCAGAAACAAAACCUGGGACAUCACCCCUAUUUGUUAAAGAGGUGAAGAUGUUGUCUACUGAUUCCACAUUUCAGUCAAGUCCAGACACAGAAGGAAAGAGUAGGAAAGAACAGCCAGGUAAAGCCAGUAAAGAUACUGUAGAAGAAAAUCAGCCUGAUGAACUUGCCAGGGCUAAAAUUGAAGUAUCAGCUGUAAACAAACAAAUCUUGGUUGAAACAGAUACCAGCAGAAACGGAGAAAGUGCAGACUCAUCAAAAAUAAAUUGGACCAUAUCUGUGGACAAUUCUGAAGAAGCAGAGCUUGAUCGCAUGGCUAAGGAGAUGCUGCAGGGAGGUCUUUUGACUGCUGGGUCCCAGAAGUUGCUCCUUCAUGAGGCUGUAUACCAGGAUCUGCUUCCAGGGAAUACUGCUGUAAAACUAAUGUCUAAAGCAGAGCUUUUUGGUGGUUUCCUGGAUGCACAUGCUUGCCAACCACUUAGCCUUGAUGAUAUUACGCAGAAAGGUCUCCAGGAUAAAGAGUUAAUGACUAAGGUUAUCCAGUCUGAAAAGACUAUGGCUGGUGUGUUUGAUGUGGAACAUGGUCGAAUAUGCUCACUAAAGGAGGCUGCUAAAGAAGGGCUCUUAGAUACAGAUACAGUGUCUCGCCUUCUUGAGGCCCAGAUUGCCUCUGGGGGAAUUAUUGACCUUGAAGAAGGCAAAAAGGUUUCAGUCAACGUUGCAGCCAAACGUGGGCUAAUAGAGGAAAAGCAAAAAGAUGGACUGCUUUUAUUAGAGAAAUCAUGCCAUGGAAAGAGUUCUGAUUCACAUGCAACACAAACAAUGUUGAAACUACAACUACAGAUGAAUGGAAUAAUAGACCCCAAAACAAAACAACCUGUACAACUCCAACAAGCUCUUCAAAAAGGUCUCAUUACUAAUGAGGAAACUGAGCAGAUCCUAAUGCAACAGGUAGCUGAAGGCGGAAUUGUGCACCAUGGGUCUGGCAUUCGCCUCAGUGUUACUGAUGCAGUACAUCAAGGCAUCAUUGACGAUUCACUUGCUUCAAAACUCAAACAGUUUGAGAAGUCAAGACGAAACCAGUUUAGUUCAGAUCCGGAUGCUGCUUUUCUUCAGGCUACUGUAGGCUUCAUUUAUGAUGGUGCUUCAAAGAGCAACCUUACAUUGACUGAAGCUGUCUCUUCUGGUGUGAUUGAUCAGGCCACUGCAGAUAAAGCUAUGGACUCUCCAAAUGUAAAAAGUGGUAUUUUGGAUCCUCAAAAUGCUUGUGUUUUGCCAUACUUUGACCUAAUAAAACAGGGAAAGAUUGACAUUGAGACUGGUAGGAGAUUCCUUGAAGUAAGACCAUUUAGAGGUAUUCCAAACAAAGAAAAUGGUGACCUGAUGACUGUGCCAGAAGCAGUGAGGACUGGUCAAGUUGAUCCCAUUCCAGCACUCAGAUUAUUGCAAAGUCAGGCAGAUUCUGGAGGUAUCAUCAAUAUAUCAAAUGGGGAAAAACUACCUCUUCUGGAUGCUAUUGACAAAAACAUUGUUCAAAAAGAUGUUGCCAUGGUUAUUGCUAAAAAUCAGUUUUUGAAAGGUGGAAUAGUUAGCCUUGUCAGUGGACAGAGGGUAUCAAGUCUUGAUGAGGCUGUUAAGGAUGGGCUAAUCUCUAAAGAAAUGGCUGCAGAACUUUGUGAUAACUUUGGUCUUGUGGGUCCUCUUGCAUCACAGCAUUUUGCAUAUCAGGACAGUCCUACAGUGAGGAGUUAUGAAAACGUAGAAGUAAGCACAGUGCAAUUUGCCAACACCAAAGAGCCACAAUCGUGGACUACAGAUCUUCAUAAAGAUAAAAUGGAGACUGAUACAGAUGAAAAGCUUCAGGUCCAUCAACAUUAUCUAAUGUCUGAAUUAGUGGAACAGAUGCAUGUGGAUGAUUCAAGUGGAGUUGGAAAAGAUGCUGAUGUAUCAUUGGCGGUUCUAAGUCAGUUUGCUUUAAAAGCAGAAAGAAGGCUACAGGAGGCAAUUGAAGAAUGUAGUCCUAAACAACAUAAUGCUGUAGAACCACAGCAAGAACCAAGACUUGUUCAGAUUCCACAAAUAUCUGCAACUGAAGCUGAAGUUGGAAAAAGCUAUGACAUUUCACCCCAAACCACAAAGCCAUUUAUCCAAAUACAGACAGGCACUAAAGCAGACAUAAACCUGGAAAACUAUGAGAAGACUGACAUCAGCAUUGUUCCAGAAAUAACUCAGAAGGUGCAUAAAGUCCAAAUUGACAAAGAAACAAAGCAGAUUACUAUGGCACCAGAACUACAGUCAGUGUCUGAUAUAAUCCAUGAAAGUGAAGGGAGCACUGACAAUGGAAAUGACAUUCUUAUAUCAACAGUUACUGAGGAGCAGAAGAUGCCAGGAAAAAAGAAAGGAAGAGGAAAACAUAAAAAGCAAACCAAAGUCUGCACAGAAAGCGAUAAAGGUUCAGAGGUACAACUACUAUAUACAAGUAUGACACCACAGUUACAGGGUACUGAGGACAAAAAUGGAAUAAAAGUUUGCUCAACUGAAAAAUCUGUACCCAUUGUGAAAACAGAGAAAGAGGUUGGAAUGGAGUUUGAAACUAGAAGAACUCCAGUGGAGCAUGAAUCAUCAUCUGAAGGCGCCACUGCAAAUGAGUUCAGAAGUGAAGUUUUAGAUAUUGAGGAAAACAAGGUCAAUACAGAGGAGGCUAAAGGCAGCCAAUUGAUCAAAGUUAGCAUCGUUCAAAAAUCUGAGCAUUGUAUAAAAACUUCUGAGAUGAAUGCAACUUCUCCUGUACAUGCUGUUGAAAAGAAGACUAUAGAAGCUGAUCUUGGUAUUGAUCAAAAAUCUUCAGAAGAUAAAGUGCUCAAACAGGUCACAGAGUCAGAGUAUAGAACGGAAGCUGUAGUCACUGCUGAGAAAUCCAAAGAGGUGGACAUGAAAGGAGAGGCUCAAGAAGAUUUGCAAGUUUUAAACCCUCCAUAUUUGAGCGUAACUUCACCUAUAGAGAAAAUCGGCACCACGUCUGAAAAAGAUGCAGUUAUUACAGAAAAAUCUGAAGAGCUGUUCAUUAAGAAAGAGGUCAAAACAGAUUUGGAGGUUAUAAAAGCUUCAGAUCUGGAAGAGCCUUCUCUUGUAGACAAUAUUGAGGACACUGGAGAAGAACUUGUUGCCCUUGAUCAAAGACGUGUUAAUGAUGUGAAAGAAUCAAGUGUGGAAGACAUCAAGGUGGAUUUGGAGGUUCUGAAACCUUCAUAUAUGAGCAUGACUUCGAGCAUAGUGAGUACAGAGAACAAAUUCGAAAAGGAAGUUGUAGUCACUGACCAGAAAUCUGAAGAUCUGACGAUGAAGAGAAACGUCGAAGUAGAUUUGGAGGUUAUAAAAGCUGCAGAUCUGGCAGGGGUUUCUCUUGAGGAGGAUAUUGAGGGUAAAUCUGGAACAGAAGUCUUUGUCAGCGAUGAAAAAUUUGUUGCGGAUGUGAAAGAACAGAAAGAAGAUGAAGUGGAUGUGGAAAUUCUGAAGCCUAUAUGUAUGGGUGCAACUUCACCUACAGAAGGCAAGGAACCUGUGGUUGGAAAGGACAUUGUAGCCACUGAUAAGAAAUCUGUAGAAGGAAAGAUAAUGAAAGAGGCCAAACAAGAUUUGAAGGUUAUUACAGGUGUCAAAUAUACCAAGGGCACAUCUGGAGAAGAUACUGGCGAUCAGAUGUAUGUGGAAGAGCAAAGAGAAAUUAAAAUGGAUUUGGACACACUAAAAUUUCCAAGCAUAAUUUCGCCUACAGAGGGCACCAAGAACUAUGAUCAAGUCACUGUUCAGAAAGAUUUGGAAGUUAUAAAAACACCAGAUACAACGGAGGAUUCACCUGAAAAACCCAUGGAGAGCAUGUUUACAAAAGAAUUUGCUGGCAUUGAUGAAAAAUCCAUUGAUGUAGAGGUAAAAAUAGAGAGACUGGUCAAAGCAGAGACGUCAAGAGUGCCAGAUACAAGUGAUGGUAUUGAGUCUAUCCCAGAGUCUCUACACCAAGAAAUAGAGGAUGUCAAGGGUAUAUCAGUGUCAAAACAGAGGCAACCCAUGGAAAAUAUAAGUCUGAUUGCUGAAACAUCAAAACUUGACCCUGCAGUUUUGGUGGAUGUCCACACGAAAGAUAAACUGCAGAGACAAAUGCAGUCUACAGUCAUAAAUGAUACGUCAAAAACACAGGUUGACCGUGAAAUAGAUUUCAAUGAGGACCUUGCCCCAGAUCAAUCAGACAAGAAGAGGAAGAAGAAAAGAAAAAACAAAAAAGCCAAGAUGGAAAAUACUGAAAAGGAGUCAGAGGAGAGCAAAGCUGAUGAGCCAGUGCAAAGACCACCCGCUGAUGUCGCAUCUCAAAGUGAUACAGUCAGUGCAGUAAGACAAGAUGAAAUGGAGCAACCUCAAAAGCCUAAGCAGGCACAGCGGGAGAAAGAAGCACUUUUGAUGAAAGCCAAAGAAAGCAUACUUAGGAAAGUCUUUGAGAGGGGUGUCAGUGAGAAACAGGCUGCAGAAGAGUUAGAAGCAUUACGUCAGGGGUCGGCUAAAGAACGGCAUGAGAAAGCCAAGCUAGUGGAGAAAUCGUCUUCACUCCAUCCAAAGGAAAAUGAGACUGAUGUAAUAGAGCAGACAAAGCAGAUAGACAAAAAUACAAACCUUCUACCAGAAAAUGUUUCAACUGGGACAGACUCUACACAAACCCAUUUUAGCCACACAGAUCUGACUGAUGAUAACAUUUACAAAAAGCAAGACUUAAGCUGUACGGAGAGCUCACAUGUUACUACUGACCCCAGUAAGCAAACAUCAAAGCCCAUUAUUGGUAUAGACAGCCAAGUUGAUGAGACAAGAACACAAGAAUCUGUACGUCUCAAAAGUGAAAAGCUAGAAGACUCUGUAGUUCUCAAAGAACCAAAGACUACUAUUACUGAGGAAGAUAAAGACCACCAAAAAUCUCUGCCAAAAACCAAAGACGCUGUAGCACAGAGUACACGUGAACAAACCUCCAAAACAGAGCUGGAGUAUACAAUUAGCAAGGAGUCUCUGCAAGCCAUGACUAAUGAAUACUCUUCAAUUGACAAUGAUUUCAAAGAUGAAUCAUCCAUUGAAGAGUCUUCGGAGUCAAGAGUGUCUUAUUUAGAAGAGGUCCCUGAGUCUGAUACUACAGAAUGCUGGGAAGAGGAGGACUUUGAAGAAUGUCAAGAAGGCGUCAAUGAAAAACAGGCUGAAGACCUGGCCAAAAAACAGAAGACAGCCUCACAGAUAAGCAAGUCCUCUUUGGUCCGGCAAGAAUGCUUGGAACAUGAUCAACAAAUUGUAGCUCUGCUGUCCAUGGUACGACACACUGAAGUCCGUCUUAAGCAACAGCAGCAACAAUUUAUGGGGAGGAGUCUUGCCACGCUUGAUGACAUCAUUAAACAGACAGAGGCUCUUGCUCUAGAGCUCACUGAUUUGGAGCCCCAAGUAAACAGGGAGGUUGAAGCAGCUAAGCAGCUCCUGGAGUCACACAGUGAAGAUGUCCCACCCCAGUUAGUCACAGCGCUGGAGAAGGACCAGCGGAGUCUCUCCCGUACAUUUAAUGCUGCAAAAGAACUCGCUGAGAGCGCUCUGCAAGGGAUGCAAUCACAUCGUGAUGCACAGAAGGAGGCAGUGCGUACUGAGUUGGAGUCUCUGACUGGGCGAGUGGACAGUCUUCUGAGCUGGCUUAAAGACACAGAAACUCAGAUGGAGCAAGAAGGAGAUUCAUCUGAGGAUGGAACGAUUAAAGAGAAUGAUAGAAGAACAUUAGUGUGGCUCACGCAAAAACUGCAACAAGUCAAGGAUCUACAGGAGUGUCUCACAACUCGCUCCAAUGAUGUAAAUGCUGUGGCGUUUGACAUCCAGGUGUUCAUCUCAGAGUGCGCACAGGAUCUCGCACCUGAGCAAAGCAGGCGUCUGCUUAGACAGCUGCAGCAGCUCCAGAAUGCCUUUCACCAGGCCUCAGGACGCACCCACGCCAGGGCUGAGGCCCUCUCAGUCCAACGUGUCAGAGAAGAGGAGAGAGAGCAGAAGGAACGAGAGAGGGAACAAGUGGAAAGAGAGAGAGAAAAAGAGAGACAGACUGCUAGGGAGAGAGAGGUAGUGCAGCAGCAGAAAGCAGAGUGCUCACAGAAGCUUGAAGGCCUCAGUAUGUGGUUGGCUGGUGUAGCGGGCCUGCUAGCCAAUCAGAGAACAGGAGAUGAGUCAGAUGAUGUGAAUGUACUUCAGCAAAAGCACAGUGAACUCAAGGAGGUCCAGAAAGAUCUUCAGACUAAAGGUGAUGGUAUGUUGGAGACAAUCCGGUCAGUGGAGGAGUUCCUAGCUGAGCGUGGUGGUGAUCUGAGUCCAGAAGAAAGGGCUAAACUACAGGCAGCACUGACACAUAUGAAAGAGCAAUACCACACCCUCACAGACACUGCCCAGUCCUCACUGGCUCAGCUGGACUCAACCAUCAAUACAACUCUCCAGCAAAACACACAAAGGGCUAAAGCAGAAGAGCAGCUGCAGGAGACUCAGGGAAAAAUCGAUGUGCUGCUUAAGGAGUUAUCGACACUGGACACCUCUAAGAGGAAGUCUCUUAGUGAGACUGUUCCAGAUGCUAGUGUGCCCGUGGGGUCACUGAACUCGCACAAUGACAUGCUGAAGGCUGAUUUGCAGCAGUUACAAGCCCAGCAGGCUCACCUCCUACAGGUGGCCCAGUCCACACGCUCUCUCCUGGAGCAGCCAGACUCGAGCGUUCCCCCAGAAGAGAAGCAGCGCCUACGUGCCAAACUAGACCAGCUCCAGAACCAGCACCAAGAACGUCUCCAGAGCUGCCAGGAGAGACUAAGACGGACUGAAGCACUUCAGGAUGACCUCUCCAAAUUCAUGGAAGAACAUGGCAACCUGGGAGCAUGGCUGGAGCAGAGUGAAAGGGAGCUGCAUUCCUUAAGGGAAGGAGAAGCUGAUGCACAAGGGCUGAAAGACAGGCUGGAGGAGCAUAAAAAGCUGGCAGAUGAUGUGAUAUGCCACAAGGCAGACUUGCGCUUCGUGUCCAUUUCUGGACAGAAGGUGCUGGAUUCGGUACAAGGGUCUCAGGAAAGGGAGGGUGCUAUUGACCCAGCUCUACAGGACACAUGGCAGCUUGUCAGUGAUAAGCUAGAAGAUGCAACACAACGCUACGCUUCUCUACAGAAUAAGUCUGUCGAUCUUGGUACCCAUCUGUCCAGUCUACUGGAUCGCUACCAGCAGUACCAGGACGAGGCUACAGCUCUGGAUUCAUGGCUCACUGCUCAGGAGCAGAACCAGAGCAUAUUAAAACCCAGUGGAGAGCAGACAGAUACACAGACACUACAAAAUACACUGAAGACUGUACAGCAUCUGCAAGAUGAGCUAACUGAGCGCUCAGUGCAACUGGAGAAGGUGAGGAAAGCUGGGAAAGUGCUCACAAGCACCCAGGACUCUCCCAAACUCAAAACAGCAGAUAUCAGCACCGCCACAGAUAAACUUGAGAAGCGGUUCGAAACUCUGUCAGAGUGUGCGUCUCAGAGAGCUGAGCAACUCCAGACUGCUGUCGCUCAGUCUGUCAGUGUUCAGGAGGGACUCAAAGCACUGCUCUCCUGGCUGGAUGGUCUAGCAUUAGACCCUGGACCAGUCCAACCUACUGCCCAAGCAGUGCAGGAGGCUCUCACCCAAAAUCAGAAACUGCGGCAGGAAUUAUUGUCACGGCAGGGCAGUGUGGAGGCCACUCGUGACUCUGUGUCUAAGCUGUUGAAAUCAGCAGAUGCAUCGACAGUCUCUGGUCUGCAGGGGGCACUGCAGGAUCUGAAUCAGCGCUACACCACAGCCCAGACCAAGCAGGCUGAGAAAGAAGCCGAACUGCGGGCAGUUCUGCCCAAGCUGGAGGGCUUCGAGCGCCUGAACUCGGACCUCCACGACUUCACACAGAGCCGCGAGAGAGUUCUGAGCCUCGGGGGCCUGCCGGACCACAGUGUCGAGGAUUAUAAACACACCAUAGAGGAGGUAAAAUCAGAUCUUGUCCAAGAAACAAGUCAGUUGAAGUCAUUCGUGGAGCUUGGUACAGACCUGAGCAAGUCAAGACUAUUUGAAAAUGCACAUAUCCUCGUGGACUCUACCAAAAAGGUGUCUGAUGAGUUUGCUCGACUAGAAGCCAGCGUCAGUGAGAGGCUAAAUGCCACCCAGGGCUGUGACCAGCAGCUGGUGCAGUUCCGCUCGCUUUCUGGCUCGUUGCUCAGGUGGCUGCAGAUGGCACAAGAGCAGCUGCCUGCUAAAGAACCCAACCUGAACACAGAGGGCCUGCAGAGAAGAGUACAGCAGCUCAAGGACCUGCUGAGUGAGUGGGAGUCCCAGGGCAAUCGAGUUCAGGAGCUAAACAAGAGCAGCUCAGAGCUGGAGAGUCUGAUCAUCAGCAUCACUGCUCCACAAAGCAAGACUAGUGUCCCCACGCUAAAUGGUGCCGGUGGCUCCAGCAGUCUCAAUGGCAUUCACACCUGCAGAGACCUGACUGAGAUCCAGGUGGUGGUGGCGGACGUGAACAGCAAGUAUGAGCAACUGGGUGGGGAUCUUCAGGAGAGGCAGAGCAGACAACAGGCUUCUCUCGAGCUGUGCCAGAAGGUCAGGCAGGACUCUGAGGCUCUAUUCCAGUGGCUUGGUCCUCGGGAACAGAGCCUGGCACAGGGGCAGACCGCAUCACCUUCACGACCUGAGGCAGUCCAUGCCCAGGCCCGAGAAAACAAGGCCUUGCUGUCUGAGCUUACAGAACAUUCUGGAAAAGUGGAGGACCUGAAGAACACCCUAAAGCAGCUGAUACAAGAAAAUCCUGACUCCCCUGAAGCAGAGACCUGGAAAAAACAACUACAAGACCUAGAUACUCGAUGGGAGAAAGCCAAUCAGACUGCAGCACAACGGCAGUCAGAACUGGAGACAUGCGCUGACAGAUUGGGCAACUUUGCAUCAGCAGCCAAUCAGCUCGGUCCCUGGCUGCGUGAGAAAGAGCUGAUGAUGAGUGUGCUUGGCCCCUUGAGCAUUGACCCUAACAUGCUCAACACUCAGAAGCAACAAGUGCAGUUUAUGCUGCGUGAAUUUGAAACACGGCGUGCCCAGUUUGACCAGCUGACUCAGGCAGCUGAGGGUAUCCUCUCACCUGUUGGAGAGCAGGGCUCUGGUGACAGCCAGGAUGUAGCUGAGGUGAAGCAGGAGCUGGCCUCCAUAACCCAGCAGUGGGAGGACCUGACUUCUCGCCUGUCUGGACGUUCUGACCAGAUUGAGCGUGCUCAGGGCACCAGUGAGCGCUUCCAGGCUCUUCUGAAGGAGCUCUCCCAAAGUUUGUCCCAGUUGGCUGAGAAGCUGGAUGCCCAGGCCUCGCUAAGUGCCCAGCCCGAGGCCCUGCGCCACAGGCUGAAGGAGACAGGAGAGAUCCGUGCAGAGCUCGAGCAGAGGAGAGGCCAGCUGGCCCAGGCCGAGCAGCUGUGUGCAGAUCUCAGCGCUAUUGUGGUUGAGCCUUACCUCCGUGAAGAGCUGCACAAGAGACUAGAGAGCGUCAGUGGCCCACUCAACAGCCUGGAGGAAAGAGCAGCGGAUGGUCUAUCCCAGCUGCAGGCUGCUCUGUCAAGUACACAGCAGUUCCAGCAGAUGUUUGAGGAGCUCCGUACCUGGUUAGAUGGGCAGGCUGCUGCAAGAACACCCAGCAUGUCUGAUCCUCUCCCCUGCCAGCCAGAAGCUCUGCAAGCCCUUGUUGCCGACCAAGAAGAGCUUCAGCGUGGCAUGGCACAACAACGAGGGUCAUACGAGCUGAUUCAGGCUGAGGGAGCAUCUAUCCUGGCAUCACUUCCUGCUGGAGAUGAGCGCUCGGGUCUGCAGGCUCGUCUAACCAAGCUGCGCCAGGACUGGGAGGAAGUUAACCAAUGCUUCACAGAAAAGCAAGCACAUAUUAAGGAGACACUGGGCCGUGCUGUACAAUACAAGCAGCAUCGUGAUGAACUGACUCCCUGGCUGAAGGACUGUGAGCAGAAAGAGGCAGAGAUCCAACCUUCUGUGGAGCCUGCUGCCCUUGAAGAAGCCCUGCAGAAAGCAAGACAAUUAGGCCUGGACUUAGAUCGUCGUCGACCCCUAUUGGAGGCUCUGAAUUCAGCAGCUGACCAGCUACUGGAGCAGAGCCGGACUGGAGAGGAGGAGGUGAGGGAUGAGAAAGCCCAGCUGAACCGCAGGCUGGAUGGCCUCUCUGAGAGAUUGCAUGGGCGCAUGGCUCAGCUGGAGGAGUUGAACAGCAGGUUGAAAGAGUUUGAAGAUGGUAGACUAGCAGUAGAGAGAAGACUGGAGGCAGCCAGGCAUCAGCUGGAGGUGCAGGAGGCUUUGGGCCCUCAGGCAUGCAGUAACAAGAGUUUGGAGCGCCUGCGAAGCCAGCAGGAGGCUCUCGGCUCCCUACAGCCGCAAGUGGUAUAUCUGCGGGAUCUGGCCAAGGGACUGGCACAGGACGCACCACAGACAACAGGAGGCAGUGGAGAUGGAGGAGAGAAGCUGGUGCAACAGGCUCAGAACACAGAGAGGGAGUUUGGAGAAGUGACAGAGAAGAUUGAGCAGUGUUGCUCUUCCCUUGAGUCACGCCUGCAGGGCGUAGGAGAAGUCCAGUCACACGUCCGUGAUAUCUUCUCACGCCUUGCAGACUUGGACGAUGAGCUGGACAGCCUGAGCCCUGUGGGGCGGGACGUGGACUCCCUUGCCUCACAGGCAGAUGCAAUAAGGGUAUUCCUGGGCCGUCUGGCCUCCCUGCGGAAUGAGCUUGAAGGUCAUGGCGGGGCUUGCACCGCCAUGCUGAGGCGAGAGGGUAGCUCCCCUGAUCUCCUCGCUCUCAGGAGGGAGAUGGAGGCUCUGAAUCGUCAGGCAGCCAAGCUGGCCGAGCGGGGUCAGGGUCGCCUAGCACUCAUAGAAGAAGCUGAGGAGCGAGUGAAGGAGUUCUACUCUCGCCUCACAGAGUUACAGGGGCUACUUGACCGAGCGGAGGAAGGGCUGAACGCACAAGGUGUUGUGGGAACUGAAGUGGACAUCAUCAAGCAACAGCUCCAGGAAUUUAAGGCUGUGGAGCGAGAGCAGAUAGACAGCAUCCAGCCCAAACUGCACCAUGUGAAUGCGGUUGGUCAGGGGCUAAUCCAAAGUGCAGCUAAACACACAGACACACAGGCUCUGGAGCAUGAUCUGGAAACCACCAACCUGCAGUGGAACUCCCUCAACAAAAGGGUCGCUGAGAGAAUCGCUCAGCUCCAGGAAGCCCUUUUGCAUUGUGGGAAGUUUCAAGAUGCUCUGGAACCUCUAUUAAGCUGGUUGAGUGACACAGAAGAGCUGAUAGCCAAUCAAAAGCCUCCAUCAGCCGAGUACCGUGUGGUUAAAGCACAAAUCCAAGAACAAAAGCUGCUGCAGCGGUUGCUGGAUGACCGGCGUGGAACCGUAGAGAUGAUCCGGGCUGAAGGCGAGCGCAUCGCAGCCACAGCAGAGACACAAGACAGAGAAAAGAUCCAGAGACAGCUGCGAUGCUUAGGAGAACGAUGGGCAGACCUACUGGAGAAGGCCAAUGGAAGGCAACGUCAGCUGGAGGAGCUGCAGGUUCUUGCUCUGCAGUUCCAUGAGUCAGUGGAGCCUUUGGGAGAGUGGCUGAGUGCCACAGAGAGGCGACUGAGCUCCGCUGAGCCCAUGGGAACCCAAGCCUCCAAAAUUAGCCAGCAAAUUAGCCGACACAAGGCCCUCCAAGAGGAGGUGUUGUCUCGGGAAAAAGAGGUGGACCAUCUAGAGGCCCUUGGCCAAUCUCUCUCCCCUCUCAGCUGUGCAGCAGACCGCGAUUGGCUCAGUGAGCGAGUCGGAGCAGUGCGCAGUGGGCACACAGAGCUCAGUAAUUGGUGCUCUCGGCGAGCCGCCAUGUUGGAGCAGGCCCUGGCCAAUGCACAGCUGUUUGGGGAGGAGGAGGUGGAGGUGCUGAACUGGCUGGCUGAGGUGGCCCAGCGCCUGGCUGAAGUCUCAGUGCAGAGCUACCAGCCCGAGCUGCUGGCUGAGCAGCACAAAUACACUCUGUCUCUGAAUGAGGAGAUUGUGAGCCGGAAGAAGACAGUGGACCAGGCCAUUAAGAAUGGACAGGCUUUGCUGAAACAGACCACAGGUGAAGAAGUGCUGCUCAUCCAGGAGAAGCUGGAUGGAAUAAAGAGUCGAUAUGCAGAGAUGACAGCAGGCAGCAGCAAGGCCCUCCGUAACCUGGAGCAGGCCCUGCAGCUCGCCACCCGAUUUGCCAGCGCACACGAGGACCUCAACCAAUGGCUUGACUCUGUUGAGGCAGAACUUAAUAACAUGGAACCAGACACAACACCAGCCUAUCAAGAGAGACAGAAGGACCUGAAGUGUGUGUCGGCGGAGAAGCGUCUCAUUCUGGACACAGUUAAUGAAGUGGGCAGUGCACUGCUGGACCUGGUGCCCUGGCGAGCACGUGAAGGUCUGGACCGUCUAGUCGCUGAUGCCAACCAACGCUACCGACAGGCAGACGAGACCAUUACGCAAAGAGUGCAGCUAGUGCAGGCGGCCAUCCAGAGGUCACAGCAGUAUGAGGAGGCUGUGGAUGCGGAACUGGCCUGGGUGGGGGAGACAGAGAGGAAGCUGGCCUCCCUGGGGCCUCUGAGUCUGGAACCUGACGUUACUGUGGCUCAGCUCCAAGUCCAGAGAGCUUUCAACAUCGACAUCAUCCGCCACAAGGACACUGUAGACCAGCUCCUCCACACAAGAGAGGAUAUCCUUGAAAGCUGCAGUGACCAGCAGAGAGAAGCACUGAAGGUAAAGACCGAUUCAUUGAGCAAUCGCUAUGAGGCAGUGAGUCAGAACCAUGCCGAGAGAUUCUCAGCACUGGAACAGGCUCAGGUGCUGGUGGCCCGCUUCUGGGAGACAUAUGAGGAGCUGGACCCAUGGCUGGGUGAGACAGAGGCCCUGAUAACCCAGCUGCCUCCCCCUGCCAUUGACACCGAGGCUCUCCGACAACAGCAAGACCAGAUGAGGCUUCUGAGAGAGUCUAUAGCUGAGCACAAACCCCACAUUGACAAGCUGCUGAAGAUAGGCCCACAGUUGGCUGAGCUUAGUGCCCAAGAGGGAGCAACACUGAGACAGCGCUACAGCGAGGCCGAACGACGCUACCUGGCCAUCAAAGAGGACGUCAAAGGUCGAGCUGGAGCACUGGAUGAGGCCUUCUCUCAGUCUGCACAGUUCCAUGAUAAGAUGGACCCCCUGUUGGAGACCCUGGAGGGAGCAGUGCAGCGUUUGAGGCAGCCUCCUCCUGUGGCAGCUGAAGUGGAGAAGAUCCGUGAACAGCUAGCAGAGCACCGGGCAGCCGGGCUGGAGCUAGACAAACUGCUGCCUUCCUUUAGUGCCCUAUGUACCCGUGGGGAAGAGCUCAUCACCCGUGCGGCACAUGACGACCCUGCUGCUCAGGCGGUGCGCUCUCGGCUCCUGAGACUCCGCUCCCUGUGGGAUGAGAUCAGGCAGAGGGCAGAGGAGAGAGAGGGAAAACUGCAGGAUGUACUGGACUUGGCUGGAAAGUUCUGGGCUGAUAUGGCAGCCCUGCUGAGCACCCUGCGAGACUCCCAGGAAAUUGUGAAAGAGCUGGAGGACCCUGGGGUGGAUCCAUCACUGAUCAAGCAGCAGAUAGAGGCAGCAGAAGCCAUCAAAGCAGAGACAGACGGCCUGAGGGAGGAGCUGGAGAUUGUUCGCACACUGGGAGCUGACCUCAUCUUUGCUUGUGGAGAAACUGAGAAACCAGAGGUCAAGAAGACCAUAGAUGAGAUGAACGCUGCCUGGGAAGGCUUGAACCGCACAUGGAGAGAGAGGAUGGAGAAGCUGGAGGAGGCUAUGACAGCCUCAGUGCAGUAUCAGGACGCUCUGCAGGGUAUGUUCGACUACCUAGACAACGCUGUCAUCAAACUGUGCGACAUGCAAACCGUAGGAACUGACCUCAGCACCGUCAAACAACAGAUAGAGGAGCUCAAGCAAUUCAAGGUUGAGGUUUACCAGCAGCAGAUAGACAUGGAGAAACUGUGCCACCAGGGGGAGCUACUGCUCAAAAAGGUUUCUGACCAAGCAGACAGAGACAUGAUCCAGGAACCUCUCACUGAGCUCAGGCACCUGUGGGACAAUCUGGGAGACAAGAUCACUCUCAGACAGCACAAGCUGGAAGGAGCUCUUCUAGCCCUGGGUCAGUUUCAGCACGCUCUCUCUGAGCUGCAGUCCUGGCUAAGCCACACACAUGCCACCCUGGACACCCAGAGACCAGUCAGCUCUGACCCCAAAGCCAUCGAGAUUGAGCUGGCCAAACACCAUGUGUUGCGCAACGACGUCCUGUCCCAUCGAGCCACAGUGGAGACGGUGAACAGUGCAGGCUCAGAGCUGCUGGAGUCCAGUCCUGGAGAUGAGGCUAGCCACCUGAGAGACCAGCUGGAUGAGCUGAACCGCAGCUGGGACAGCUUACUGCUGAAGACAGAUGAGAGACAGAAACUACUAGAAACGGCGCUGCAGCAGGCGGAGGGUUUCCAUGGUGAGCUGGAGGAGUUCCUGCAGUGGCUGAGACGCACAGAGAGUCAGCUAUCAGCAGCCAAACCCACAGGUGGCCUUCCAGAGACGGCCAGGGAGCAGCUGCAACAGCACAUGGAGCUUCAGGCCCAGUUGACACAGCGUGGUGAACAGUACCACCGAUUGCUAGAUCAGGGAGAGUCCAUGCUGUUGGCCAGAGGGGGUGAAGAAACCAGCCCUGGAACCACCCAAACCCAGCAGAACCUGGCCCUGCUCCAAAACAAGUGGGCUAGUCUGAAUGCCAAGAUGGACGACAGGAGGGCUAAACUGGAGGAGGCAGUAUCACUGGCGACAGGAUUCCAAUCGUCACUGCAGGACACCAUCAACUGGCUGACACAGGCCGAGCAGACUCUGAACAUGGCCCAGCCACCUAGCCUCAUCCUUGACACUGUCCUCUUCCAGAUAGAUGAGCACAAGGUGUUUGUAAAUGAGGUGAACACACACAGGGAGCAGGUGCUGGCUCUGGAGAAGGCAGGAUCUCAGCUGCGCUUUGCCAGCCUCAAACAGGAUGUGGUGCUCAUCAAGAACCUCCUGUUGAGUGUCCAAGCUCGCUGGGACAAGCUGGUGCAGAGGUCUCUGGACAGGGGACGGCACCUGGACGAGGCGCGCAAGAGAGCCAAACAGUUCCAUGAGGCCUGGAGGAAGCUGACAGACUGGCUGGAGGAGGCUGAGAAAAGACUGGACUCUGAGCUGGAAAUCUCUAAUGAACCAGAUAAAAUCAAAGUGCAGCUCACUAAACAUAAGGAGUUUCAGAAGGCUCUUGGUUCUAAGCAGCCAGUAUAUGACACCACUGUUCGCUCUGGGAAGGCCAUGAGAGACAAAGCCACACUGCCAGCUGACACACAGAAACUAGACAACCUCCUUGGGGAGGUCAGAGACAAGUGGGACACUGUGUGUGGGAAGAGUGUUGAAAGGCAGCAUAAGUUGGAGGAGGCUCUACUGUUCUCGGGUCAGUUUGCAGAGGCCCUGCAGGCUCUUGUGGACUGGUUAUACCGCAUAGAGCCACAGUUGGCUGAAGACCAGCCUGUCCAUGGAGACCUGGACCUCGUCUCUAAUCUCAUGGAUUCCCAUAAGGCCUUCCAAAAGGAGCUGGGGAAAAGGACCAGUAGCAUUCAGGCACUAAAACGUUCUGCUCGGGAGCUCAUGGAGACAGGAAGAGAUGAUACUGCCUGGGUCAAAGUUCAGCUGCAGGAGCUCAGCAACCGCUGGGAGACAGUCUGCGCACUCUCUGUGUCCAAACAGACCCGUCUCCAGCAGGCUCUCAAACAGGCUGAGGAGUUCCGCACAGCAGUGCAGAUGUUAUUGGAGUGGCUCUCUGAGGCAGAGCAAACCCUGCGUUUCCGAGGCAUCCUGCCAGAAGAGGUGGAGACUUUGCAGGCCUUGUUACACACACAUCGUGACUUCAUGCAGACCGUGGAAGAGAAGAGAGUGGAUGUGAACAAAGCAGCUGGCAUGGGAGAGGCCAUACUGGCAGUGUGCCAUCCCGACUGUAUCACCACCAUCAAACACUGGAUCACCAUCAUCAGGGCCCGCUUUGAGGAGGUUUUAACCUGGGCGAAGCAGCAUGAGCAGCGGCUGGAGGCAGCACUGACGGAACUACUCAACAAUGCAGCACUGUUAGAAGAGCUGUUAUCAUGGCUGCAGUGGGCGGAGACUACAUUAGUGCAACGUGACACCGAGCCCCUCCCCCAGGACAUCACUCAGCUUAAAACACUGAUCACAGAACACCAGGUCUUCAUGGAGGAGAUGACUCGUAAACAGCCGGACGUAGAUAAAGUGACGAAAACCUACAAGAGAAAACCAUCAGAAACUUCUAGCAGCCUUGCUGAGAGACGGGGUGUCCGUAAGCAGCAACAGCAGCAGCAGCCUGCCAUGCAGGUAACAGGAGGAAACCCUCGUCUUAACCAGCUCUGCUCACGAUGGCAACAGGUUUGGCUAUUAGCCCUGGAUCGCCAGCGCAAGCUCCAUGAUGCCCUCGACAGGCUAGAAGAGCUGAAAGAAUUUGCCAACUUUGACUUUGAUGUGUGGAGGAAGAAGUACAUGCGCUGGAUGAAUCAUAAGAAGUCUCGCGUCAUGGACUUUUUCAGACGCAUCGACAAGGACCAAGAUGGCAAAAUCACUCGGCAGGAAUUUAUCGACGGCAUCCUGGCUUCAAAAUUCCCCACCAGCAAGCUGGAGAUGACCGCUGUGGCUGAUAUCUUUGACCGUGAUGGUGACGGUUACAUUGAUUACUAUGAGUUUGUGGCGGCUCUGCACCCUAAUAAGGAUGCUUACAGACCCACUACAGACGCAGACAAGAUUGAAGACGAGGUCACCAGACAAGUAGCCCAGUGCAAGUGUGCUAAGAGGUUCCAGGUUGAGCAGAUUGGGGAGAACAAGUACAGGUUCUUCCUUGGGAACCAGUUUGGAGACUCUCAGCAGCUGCGUCUGGUACGAAUCCUGCGCAGCACAGUCAUGGUACGGGUGGGAGGCGGCUGGAUGGCGCUGGACGAGUUCCUGGUCAAGAACGACCCUUGCAGAGUGCAACAUCCAGGACUUAAAAUCCUUCGCUCCGACUCCAGCUGCUCCAUAUCAUCUCGUAUAGUGGCAGUCACUCCUGGCUAUUUCUGCUGCAGAGCACGCGGACGUACCAACCUGGAGUUGCGGGAGAAGUUCAUUCUUCCCGAAGGAGCCUCGCAAGGUAUGGCAGCCUUCCGCUCCCGUGGCCGACGCUCCAAGCCUUCAUCACGCACAGCCUCACCAACACGCUCCUCCUCCUCAGCCUCGCAGAGUGCGCAGAGCUGUGCCUCUGUGCCCUCCGCCCCUGCCACACCCACUGCCUCCUCAAGGUCCUCCCAAUCUCAAUCGCGGGGCUAUGCCAAGCCCUGGCUGGCACACAGUAAAACUCCAACUCCAACCAAGUGCCAGUCCUGCCCAGAGCACGGCCACACCCCUGGGCAUGAGGGAGGAUCCACAACCAAGCUUAAAAGGCCACCUUUCCAUUCCAGCCGUGGAUCUCUGACUGGUGAAAAUGGUGGAACCACAUCUGCUGCUAAACCUGCACGCUCUGACAAUAAGCGCACUCCGUCCUCAACCAGCGGACCCGCUAGCCGUGCAGGCAGCCGUGCAGGGAGCAGAGCCAGCAGCCGCAGGGGCAGCGACGCCUCAGAUGCUUCUGAGCUGAUGGAGACUCGCUCAGCCUGCUCUGACACAUCAGACACACCGCGCCGCCCAGGCAGCAAACCCUCGAAAAUCCCUACCAUCUCCAAGAAAACCCCCAGUCCUAAAACACCAACGACUAAGAAGUAGCGGGUUUUCACCAUAAACAGGUGGAGACAGGGGACAGCAUUCAUACUGCAUGCCACUCGAGCUACCCGGCCACCAGCACUGACAUGUGGGAUUGAUGAGAAUAGACAUCUCUAACUAUUCCAGCUGUUCUAAAAAAAAAAAAACAUCUGGACACUGCUGAACCCAGAACUGUCCCCUAAAACAAAUAUAACAGUGCUGCCUUAUUUGUGUUACAAUUUGUCUGACUUCAUAGUUUCUUGAACAUGUGACUGAGCUGGAAAGCACCCAACACGUACGCACAUGGACACAUGGAGUGGCACUAACCGCUGGACCUUGGGAUUUUUAUCUCAGCCCCGUCAAUAUGCAAUGGCAAGCCACUCUUUAGCGCUGAGACUGGGAGAUGGUACAGCCACGAUUCCUAUACGGACUCUCAUAGGCACACAUUUCUUUAGGAUUUCUGUGAAAAGAACAGUGGUAGUGAUUCUGACCUUUUCUCCACUGUAUGCAAAGCUACUUGUUGUUAGCAAAUUUUAUUCUGAAAUGACUCGAGAACCUCACAAAGUAUUCUGCACCUAGACCAUGUGGUGUGUGUGGUUUGUGUGCUAGUUUCUUUCCUAGUGGACAAAAACCGAACAACAAUUCAAGGAAGCGGUGAACGAUUCAUCAUCUCAUCCUUGACAGUGAGUCAGAAGCUUGGUCAUGUGACCGCAGCUUCACUUGUCCCGACAAAGGGUCCACUAACGCUCACUGACGGCAUCCGACGUCCACCUGAUGUCCAUGUGUUUCUUUCUACAUUCAGCAAACGAAGAAAGUCCUAAAUCCUGGGAGCACUUAAGUGACUCUUACAGCAAUUUCACACAUGCACUGACAUUUUCUUUCCUUUUAAGCCUGACGCUAAUAUAUCAGGCAUACUCACCUGUGUGUUUUAACCAUGAUUAGUUACACAUAUCAUGUUACAGAGAUCUUUUAGUUGCUUCACAUUAUGAGAAACCCUUCAAGAAAUUGUGAAUGUUUCAUGGUUAAUUUAUAAUCCUAAUGUAUUUUUGUUUUGCUUGUUUCUUUUCUAGUGUAAAAAAAAACGAUGUGUAUUUAUUUUUCAUUACAGUAUAAUUUCACAUUCUGGGGAACUCUAGUAUUACAUUACAUCUGCUAACGUUUUUGUGCUUUUUGUCUUUCUGCCUUUGUUCUAACGAUUUUUCUGAUAAUGGUCAUUACUGAUAUAAUGGACCACGAAGCUGACUGAUUUCAAUGGUGGCCUUUUUGCCAGCGAUUACAGCCUCUAGAUUAUGUCCAAAUUGGCUUCCUACUUUGUAGCCGGAAGCUCGUAUAGAAAGUCAGAUUGUGGGGUUCGACCACACGCCCCAUGACAUGACUGUUCACAUAGCCUUGUCUUUGACAAGCUGAAGCAUAUGAAUAUCUAAUGAAAGUGAAAUUGGAAGGUAAUUUUUAUUUAUUUAUUGUGUCUAAGGGAGGGGAGGGGGGUAAGGGCUAUGAAACGGAUUCACCUUUUGAGUCUGUGCAACUCUCUCAGUAUGAUGAAAAGAUAAAAGAGCAGGGUGCGAUUGUGUACAAGUGAAAAGUAAAAAUUAUAAAUUCUUUUUUUUUUGUUCUCUUUUGUAUUAAAAUUAUGCUUGCAGUAAAUCUCA